CAGACGCGGAUACCUCAGCCAAAUUCACAGAGUUCAGUCACACUCAGAGAACAGUUCCUUAGUCUUUUUACUUGUUUUCGUUUUAUGUGUCUCCCCUCAUUAAGUUGAAGAGAGCUUAGUUUGGGAACAGUGGACACGUCUUGAAGACAUUUCAAGCAUGACUUUGGAUAAUAACGGAUCUUGAAGUCUCAAACUGCACCUCAGACUCCCAGAAAAUAACGACAGACACCAGCUCUCACAGGUCCGCAGCAGCAGAACUCUCCUCUCUCAUCAUGAAGACUGCCGAGGAACCAGACAAACAAAGACAGAAGAGCAGACAUCAACAUCUCCAGAUGGGGUGGUUCUCCAGUGUCUGGUGGUCUACAUUGGUGAUGCUCUUCUUCUCUCUGCCGGAGGUGAACUCUAUGAAGGAGAGUGUGCCAAGAGUUAAACUUGGCUACAAAGAGCUGAUCCAUUCUCGAAGCGUGGUGCCGUUUGUGGGUUCCAGCGAGGGGCAGCGGUUUCAGACAGUCCUAUUGGAUGAAGAGAGAAGCCGACUACUGCUGGGAGUCAAAGACCACAUCUACCUACUGGACCCAGACGACAUAAAUAAACACCCCAAAAAGCUGAGCUGGCCAGCUCCAAGAGACAGGGUGGAUAUGUGUAUACUGGCUGGCAAAAACCCUCUUACCGAAUGUGCUAAUUUCAUUCGAGUUUUACACAGCUACAACCGGAGUCAUGUCUAUGCCUGUGGUACUGGAGCAUUCCACCCCACCUGUGCUUUCUUAGAGGUCAAAGGUCACAAAGAGUGCACGUAUCAGUAUCUCUAUGCUGGCACGGCGUCUGAUUUCCUGGGCAAGGACAGCACGUUUAGCCGCUCUCUCGGGCCGCCCCCAGACCAGCAGUACAUUCGCACAGACAUCUCUGAGGACUACUGGAUAAAUGAGGGCAAGUUUAUUUCCGCCCAUCCCAUCGCGGACACCUACAAUCCUGACGAUGACAAGAUUUACUUCUUUUUCCGCGAGGCGUCCCGUGAUGGGAGCACUACGGACAAGAGCGUGCUGUCUCGUGUCGCCCGGAUCUGCCGGAAUGACGUUGGAGGUUUGAGAAGUCUUACCAACAAGUGGACGACAUUCCUCAAAGCAAGACUUGUGUGCUCCAUUCCUGGACCGGAUGGAGUGGACACGCACUUUGAUGAGCUCCAGGACAUCUUUCUCCUCCCUAGCAGAGAUGAAAGAAAUCCAAUGGUGUACGGAGUGUUCGCCACCACCAGUUCUAUCUUUAGAGGAUCAGCGGUAUGUGUCUACAACAUGGAAGACAUCCGUGCUGUGUUUAAUGGACUGUAUGCUCAUAAAGAGGGACCGGACCAUCGCUGGGUGGAAUAUGAAGGCAGAAUCCCCUACCCAAGACCAGGCACUUGCCCCAGUCGGACAUAUGAUCCUCAUAUAAAAACGACUAAAGACUUUCCAGAUGAAGUCAUUAGUUUUAUACGGCUGCACCCGCUAAUGUACCGCUCUGUGCACCCAAUGACGGGCCGGCCAAUUUUCACUCGUAUCAAUACAGAGUUGAUUACUCAGAUUGUAGUGGACCGAGUGGCAGCUGAGGAUGGACAGUAUGCUGUUAUGUUCUUGGGCACAGAUAUGGGAUCAGUUUUGAAGGUUGUCAGCAUCACUCAAGAAAACUGGUCCACAGAGGAGAUCAUCUUAGAGGAGCUUCAGGUGUUCAAGAGUCCCUCGCCCAUCCUCAACAUGGAAAUCUCCUCAAAGCAGCAGCAGAUGUUUGUUGGAGGAAGCGACGGGUUGGUGCAGGUGUCCCUUCACAGGUGCCAUAUUUAUGGGCAGGGCUGUGCAGAAUGCUGCCUGGCUAGAGACCCCUACUGCGCUUGGGACGGCACCCAGUGCUCCAGAUACAUUCCAGCCUCCAAAAGGAGGGCCAGAAGGCAGGAUAUCAAACAUGGAGACCCAUCCAGCCAUUGCUGGGACACAGAGGAUGUGUUAGGGAGGAAUGUCGAGGAGAAGGUGUUGUAUGGAGUAGAGAGUAACUCCUCUUUUCUUGAGUGCGUUUCAAAAUCCCAGCAGGCCUUGAUUCGCUGGUUCAUACUGAAGCCAGGAGCGGACCAACGUCAAGAGAUCAAACCAGAUGAGCGUGUGCUGAUAACCGAGCAAGGUUUGCUGAUUCGUUGGCUCCAGCGUAGCGACGCAGGUUCAUACUUCUGCACCUCCCAGGAGCACAGCUUCACCCGUACCCUCCUCCACCUCUCUCUUCACGUCCUGGACCGCGGGCAGAUCCAAGCACACCAACCUGCUACACGGGAAUCAUCAGAUAAUCCGCCUGUGACCGAACCUCGUCAGCGCUAUAAGGACUACUUGCGCAGGUUGAGUGUUCCUGUGCGCUCUCUGGAUGAGUACUGCGAAACGCUCUGGCACAAAGAGAAGAAGCAAAAACAGAAUGGCAAAUGGAAGCAUGUUCAAGAGCUCCGCAAGAGCAGGAACCGACGCCACCACUAGAGGUGCCAAUGAGGCCUGGAAUCGAGUGUGAGGUUAGACGGGUCACAAUGCCCAUGGAGCCUCUGGAUGUGGAUUAAAAUUAACUCUAAACCAAAUACAAAGACAGAAAUUAAUCAUCUCUUGACCAGUCAAGCAAAAAAUCUUUCAGAAAUAUUGUUUUCGUUUGGACCAGUCCCUUAAAAAAAGUGACGCACAGAUUCUUUACCAUUUAAAAAUGAACCUUUUGCAAAAAUGCCCACUUGAACACCAGUCAUCUUGAUUGAUCUUGAAAAUACAUCAGAAUCUAUUAGUUUUGUUAAAGCCCCUUUGGGCAAGGUAUGGUAUACUAAAAUUAUAUUCCUGUAAAUCUAUAAGCAAUGUUCAAAACAAAGAUUUUUCCAGUCUAAAAAUGUCUGGAUUGGGGACGUUUUUCAAAGCAACAUAACACCAGUUCAUUGCGCUUUAAUUUUAACCAAGAAUAAAAUUGCAUUCAUGUUGAAUGUAUGUAAAUAUUUAUAUUAUUUGUACAUGAGAUUGUGCGUGCUUUAGGAUUAUUUACGUAGAAUUCUCUUUUGAGAUUACAUAUUUAACCAAGCAUUUAAAUUUCACUGAGUAAAUUACAUU
Molecule: messenger RNA, 3089 nt
Organism: Sinocyclocheilus anshuiensis
Lineage: Eukaryota; Metazoa; Chordata; Actinopteri; Cypriniformes; Cyprinidae
Product: semaphorin-3D-like
Exons: 18
Coding region: 273-2486 (737 amino acids)
Biological process (GO): semaphorin-plexin signaling pathway; neural crest cell migration; negative chemotaxis
Cellular component (GO): plasma membrane
Molecular function (GO): semaphorin receptor binding; chemorepellent activity
Source: RefSeq, a predicted model, not a curated record